Tyto alba (common barn owl) is the source of this 5044-nucleotide messenger RNA. RefSeq names its product LRR binding FLII interacting protein 1 (gene LRRFIP1). Gene Ontology annotation, biological process: regulation of transcription by RNA polymerase II. The transcript is spliced from 20 exons. Lineage: Eukaryota; Metazoa; Chordata; Aves; Strigiformes; Tytonidae. Bases 105 to 3620 code for a protein of 1171 amino acids. The record is from RefSeq and is a predicted model, not a curated record. Gene Ontology annotation, molecular function: RNA polymerase II cis-regulatory region sequence-specific DNA binding; DNA-binding transcription factor activity, RNA polymerase II-specific.
CGGGCGCUUCUCGCCGGCGCUGGCGGGCGGUGGCGGCCGGUGGUGGAGGAGGAGGAGGAGGAAGAAGAGGAGGAGGAAGAAAAAGAAGAAGGAGCGGGUCCGCCAUGGGGACUCAGGGGGCCGGGCGAAAGCGGCUGCCGAACCGGGAGCGCCUGACGGCGGAGGACGAUGCGCUCAACCAGAUCGCCCGUGAGGCUGAAGCCAGACUCGCAGCAAAGCGAGCGGCGCGGGCAGAGGCACGAGAGAUCCGAAUGAAGGAAUUGGAGAGGCAGCAGAAAGAGAUCUAUCAAGUUCAGAAGAAAUAUUAUGGUCUGGAUACUAAAUGGGGAGACAUCGAGCAAUGGAUGGAAGACAGUGAGCGCUAUUCCCGUAGAGCCCGAAGAAAUGCCUCGGCUUCGGAUGAAGAUGAGCGCAUGUCAGUGGGUAGCCGUGGAAGCCUGAGGUCUCAUUUGGAAUAUGCCAGCACCUACCCUGUGGCUGGAUUAGAGAAUGAGAGGACCAAAAAGAAGAACUACUCCAAAGCAACCAAUGGUUAUGAGGAAGACGUGUAUGGAUCAUCCCAGAGUAGAAAAUCUAGCAGGCCCUCGUUGCUGUACAGCGAUGCCCUGCCAGCCAGAAGUUAUAGGGCGUCUGUGUAUGACGAGAGCGUUUACAGUGGGAGUCGUCGGUAUAGUGCCUCUAGUUCUCGUGCUCCUUCUGAAUACAGCUGCUACCUUGGGUCAGGAUCUCGGGCAUCCUCAAGAGCCAGCUCUGCUCGGGCCAGUCCAGUGAUUGAGGAGAGGCCAGAAAAAGACUUUGAGAAGGGAGCACGUACUGUCUCAAGCUUAUCAGCAGCUACCUUGGCUUCUCUGGGUGGGACUUCAUCACGAAGAGGCAGUGGAGAUACAUCCAUCUCAGCAGAUACAGAGGCAUCUAUUAGAGAAAUAAAGGACUCUCUAGCCGAAGUUGAAGAGAAAUACAAAAAGGCUAUGGUGUCCAAUGCUCAACUAGACAAUGAAAAAACAAAUUUCAUGUACCAAGUAGAUACCCUGAAGGAUGCACUCUUAGAGUUAGAAGAACAGCUGGCAGAAUCCAGGCGGCAAUAUGAAGAAAAAAGCAAAGAAUUUGAGAGGGAGAAGCAUGCUCAUAGCGUACUGCAGUUUCAGUUCAUGGAAAUCAAAGAGGCUUUGAAGCAAAGAGAAGAAAUGCUUGCAGAAAUCCAACAGCUGCAACAGAAACAGCAGAGCUAUGUCAGGGAAAUUUCUGAUCUUCAGGAGACAAUAGAGUGGAAAGACAAAAAAAUAGGGGCAUUAGAGAGGCAGAAAGAUUUCUUUGAUUCCAUAAGGAGUGAGCGGGAUGACCUUAGAGAUGAAGUGGUUGUGCUGAAGGAGCAACUGAAGAAACACGGAAUAAUCCCAGACUCUGAUGUAGCCACCAACGGGGAGACAUCGGACAUUCUUGAUAGCGAAGGACACUUGGAUUCUUCCAAAACUGUUCCAGGCACAACUCAGGCAUUAAAGACAGGAGGGGAUGGGAUGCUAGGCAAAGCCAAUGAAGUGGACAUGAAAAAUGAGAUUUUGGAGGAUAUGGGGAAAAGAGAAAUCUUGCAGAAUACUGAGCGUGAGGAACACAAAGAGGAGUCUGAGGAGCAGGAAGUACAGACAUUGCAUGCUGAUGAAAAUGCAGAGGCAGAAAAAAUGGUUGAAGAACGUGAUGCCUUGUCAACAGUGAUGUUACCAGAUAGUAGGUUUACCAAACAAAUUCAGAGCGUUACAGAACAUGCAUCAGGGAGUGCUGCUUCAAAUGAUGGUAGUGACACAGAUGAUUUGAGAGAGGAGACUGAGUCCGCAGGCACAGCAGUCCAACAGCCUGUUAGUACAGAGGCUGAACUGCAUGGCUUAACUGCAAGGACAAGUCAGAACUCAGAGGUGGGCUCUCUGCAAGAUCAUCAGAUUUUUGAGACUCCUCAGGAAAUGCCUGGUGACUUUGGUACAGAGCAUGAACUGGAAAAAGCUGCACCUGAACAGGAAGAACGAGAAGAUCUUAAAACUAGCCAUGCCCUCAGUUUUAGGGAAAUGGAUCAAGAAGCCGACAUUACAAGUGAGAGCUGCGAGUUAGUUUCUAACCAGGCAGGGCUACCAGAGGGCACACCAGCUGGCUGGCUUAGUGAUGAGGUAGAUGUGGAGAGUCAUGCUGAGGGACUCCAGCACCCAGAGGAAAGUGCUGAAAACAAGGUUACAGAUGUCUUGGGGGAAGAGCUUGUUGAAAGCAAAGAUGGAAGAAUUGAUAAAACAAGAGGGGAUAGAGCUGAUGAAGAAAAUAAGGUUGGGAACGCAGUUCAGGGUCAGACAAGGGGAAUGGAGUCUGUGGGUUUGGAGGAGACAGAAUUGUGUGGAAGUGGUGUCUCAGCAGAUACAAGUGAAAAGGAAGGUGGAAGAGAUCAGGCACACAUCCAACCAGUUUCUUCAGAAGACAGUCCUUCAGCAUCAUCAGAGGAACAAAAUAUGCAAGAUAAAACUGAACUUGAAAAUGCUAAGGCCGAGAAGGAUGAACAGAAGGAAAUAUUAAUAGAAGAGGUGGAGAUGCAUUCAGAUUCUGCAGAAACAGGAGAGCAAGAUAAGGCAUCUGUGGAGGCUGUAGGCUGUAUUACUGAGGUAAAAGAAAGUGUGUUGCAGCAGGCAGAGGCAGACACAAACAUUGUGAAAGAGGUGAUGACUCAGGAAACCAGUUUAGACGCAAGUCUUUUAGAUGAUAAAAUUAAGGAGUCAGAAUUGGAACCAGGGGAUGACUCUGGGAAAGAAAAAAGUGGGACAGAAUGUGUAGAAGAUUUGAAGCCAAAGGCAGAAGUUCAAACAAUUCAGUGUACUGAAGAGAUAACAGGUGAUACAGUGGGGGAGAAAAGUACUCCUUUAGAAGGUGAAGCAGAGAAUGUAGUUAAACAAGAGGAAGGUGAAUCUAAAGAGGAUUCAACUGUAGAUGUUAGUGUAACUACUGAAAACAAAGUUGAUAAAGAAACACUGAAAGAAAAUGAACAAGAGUUAGAGCUUGCAGACCACCGUGGUGGUGAAUUUGCUUCUGAGGAAGAUGCAAAUAAUACCCUGGCACAAAAAGCUGAGCAGGAUGGAAACAUUAGUGAACAAGUUCAAUUGGAGUGUCAAGCAGUGGAAAGACUGGAAGAUGAUGGUGAUGCAUUUGAUUCUGAUGGAGGGUCAAAACAGAUGCUAAAAACCGAUGAAAAACGCGAUGGAGAGAAGGCUGAUACACAGAAGGAAGAGGGUGAUGGAGCAAAUGAUGCUAUCGGAAAAACUAUCCAAACAGAUGAAGUCGGAGAAGGAACAGACAAAAUAGAAACCGAAAAUGCCUUGACUGAAGAUGACAGCUUGCAGCAUAAAAAAGGAGAUGAGCCUGAAGAAACAGGGUGCUUGCAAGGGGAAGCAUCAUGGAAAACUGAUGAGAGGACUGGUGUGACGGAAGAUGAAAUCAAAGCAUCAGUUUCUAACAAAGCGGAAAAAAUACCAGAUCAAAAUGUUGCAGAACAGGAUUUGGAAAGCGCUGGCAAUAACAGAGAUGGAAGCAAGGAGGAUUUGCAGGGUGGUAGAAGGGGGAAGGGUAAAUCCAGAGAUGACUGCACAAUAUCAUAAGUUCAGAAUCUCAAGGCUACCUGAGUUACAUGCCAUUUGAUUAGUCCCAGUACAGAAGCAUGCACUUUGCACAAUACAUCGGGCCUUAGGAAUACUCUUAAAAGUUUUUUCUUUAUAGGUAACUCUCAUCAUAAUACAGUGUUACGUAAGUGGUAAUGUUGCAAGUAUUGAGUUAUUCACUGACAUACCUAGCCACAAGCAAUCGUGUGUGGGUUUGGUUUUGCUGUAUCUAAGGUUAAAAGUUUAUCACCAAAAGAGAAAAUCACAAAUUGACUAUUCAUACUAUCUUGCAAUUAAAGGACUUUCAGUGUGAAUAACUGCUACUGAAGAAUUUCUGUAGGAAAUUCUUUUUUUCUAGCCUAGAUGGUAGAUGUCUUGAAUGUACUUACGUGCGUUGGACCUUUGUGAACUUAUGCGCAUGCUUAUGUGUACUUGUGUGCAUUAGAUCUACAGUAAGUACAUUAACACUUCAUAAAGGAAGUCAGUAUAUCAGCAACACUGAUCUGAUGUUGAAACUUCUUUCUGAAUGAUUAAAGUCUAGGAACCAAUUUUUUUUUUUUUUUUAAUGGAAAAAAAAGAUAAUCUUAUUCCACUCUGUGUGUAUUUUUAAUAUGGUCAUAUUCCAAAAUCUAGUUAGAUCACUGUGAAUCUGCUUAGUCUAAACACUUUAGAAGAACAAUAUAUAGUUUGAAGGAAGUGCAACAUACAGGUCUUAGUUUGCUGAAAGGAAUAAAUAUGUAUAUGUUUACUUCAUCUAGGCACUUUGCACCACAGUAGGCCUUUUAUACCAUGUCUCACAUGGGUUUUUAAUUUUUUCUGAAGAAAGUGUCAAUACGUAUUGUAAUAUGCUCUUAGGUUUGCUAUCAAGUACUGUCUAGCUAUGAAUAUAUAAAAUAUCUAUUUUUCCAAGAAGUUAUUUUUGUUAAAAUUUCAUUUCCUUACUGCAUUAUAUUUUUUGCAAACUAUGAUUCUGAAAGAAUGUUUUUAUCUCUGAAAAAUUCUUACCUCUUCCUUUCUGGAAAGAAGGUAACUUUGCAUGUUUUAAUUCUUGUUGUAUAUCAGACCAAAGACGGUUGUUGUUCUGUGUACUAGCCUCUAUGCCUUUUUGAAAAGCUGGAUUGCUUUGAAUUGCUGGCAUAAAUCAGACACUUUAACUCCGUUGGUAUAUUUCUUCUUGCAUCUUUGCUAGUUCUUGGGAGGACGAGCAUGUUUUGCAUACUUAAAACUUCACUUAAAGUUGUUUUAAGCAAUGAAAGCCCCAAGGGAAUGCAAAUUGAGGAGUUGGGGUGGGGGGGCUAUGGAAGGCUGUAUUUGUGUUGAUGUUACAAAGUGGGUAGAGGACAAACAGACUGCAAAAUCUCAAGAUGUAUAUCAAAAUGUACUGAACUGUAUAUAAUUGAAAUAAACAUAUUUUAUACUUCAAA